Messenger RNA from Cottoperca gobio, 5464 nucleotides. It is a transcript of the gene sf3b1, whose product is annotated as splicing factor 3b, subunit 1. NCBI's taxonomy places the organism in Eukaryota, Metazoa, Chordata, Actinopteri, Perciformes, Bovichtidae. Gene Ontology annotation, biological process: spliceosomal complex assembly. The record is from RefSeq and is a predicted model, not a curated record. Bases 1979 to 5464 code for a protein of 1161 amino acids. The transcript has 21 exons. Gene Ontology annotation, molecular function: mRNA binding.
CAUUACACCGUCCCCCGUUUCGGUGGAAACGGGGGACAUUCCUCCCCCUUUUCAUGGUUCACUUUUUUGUGACCCCCAUGACUACCAACGGUUUUGUACCCAUAGUUUUGCUGUUUUAACCCUUCGACCACAAUGCAAUAGCUUGCUUCCCAGACUUGAUGCCUUCCCCGUGGUCAAUCCUCUGUGGUCCAAGAACAUUUUGUGUCUUUGUAAGUUUUCUUCCUAAUAUAGGAUCUACAUUUGUAUCAACUUUCAACUUUGCAGAAAAUGUCAGCGUGGGCUCGAAGUUUAUCCCCAGUACUCUGGUUUGGGAAAGUAUUUUCAUGCAAUAAAAUUGAGGGUUACCAUGCUUUUCAGUGGGAGAGGUGGUUAGGUGUUCAAACGGGGAAUGUCACCUAACAAACGUGGGUCGCAGAUGGGUUGUGUGUGAGUCGAAGGGUUAACAAUCCCGUGUGAGCGUCAGCCUAAAUUAUGAUGGGAAAGUGUCCUCUUGUCGUAGCCUGUGAGGAUGAAUAAAUACAUUUGAGGGUUAGCCACGGUGUAUUCCACCUGCCAAUAAACUGCUAUACCAAGCUGAGCUCAGUAACUGAUGACAAACGACAACCUGCUCGCUUAGAGACUGAGCUUUACAUCCUAAACCAGGCAGUGGAGAGAAAUAGUGUUGGUCACUUUGACGUAGUCGCCUCCAGAUCAUGCGGGUUAUAUCUGGGGUACUUAAUAACAUACGUCAGGUCCAAUUUGUCUUCCCAGUUUCUCUUUAUCUGGGCUGUAAUUUAAGACUCGUGGUUACUUCACCACCUGUUAGCUUGACAAACUUGAUAGAUAUGCAAAGUCGUUGUGCCUCAGCAAAGGACAUGACACGUUCGUUAUAACUUAAGUGUGGCCAGCUUUUCCAAUAGAUCUGAGGAUGACGGUUAUUUCCAUUUGUCAUUUUUAUAGUAAGACUUCAAAACUGUGUCUGGAAACGGCAUUUUAAGUGUAGAGUAAUUAUUGUAAAACGUCAAACAAUAAUUGUGAGCCAGCUAGUUUAUAUUUAUGAGCUUAAAUGGCCUGAGGUCAUCAGGUUCAGUCGAGGUAGGCCUGAUCUGAAGCCGGCAUGUAGACGGAGCUUUUUGUACAAAGUUGUUGUGUAAAUAUAUUUUAAUUUUACUCUCUGUAAAAUAAAAAUAUGUUAUCAAGAAAAAUUGUGUACCACAAUACCACAGGCCCAUACUAACUGUCCUUAAUUUCUCUCCUACAGCAGUACUGCUUUGCCAGUCCUGUACUGCACUCUGUUAAGGGUGCAGCAACUCAUCCUGUGUAGGUUAUGGGGAACAGAAAGCUGUGCACUUGUCAGUUUGGUCAGGGUCCACUGGCUACUUGUUUGGGGCCUGUGAGGGGAAACAGAUGCAGCCCAGCUACAACAAACCUCAACCCCCGAGAGCCUCUUAAGUUUUUUUUAUUUGGCUGAUCAAUUUCCUACAAAUUUUAGAUAACGUUCCCCGUGCAGUCAUGAUGGAAAACUACUGCCCCAAUAUUUGACUACAUAUCUUCUCCUUUUAGUUACCUUUGUGCUGAAAAGGAAGUCAAGCUUUAAAUGUACAAUGCCUCAUUUUUUUAUAUUUGAAUGCAGAGUAGAUGCUCAUAUUUUGUGGUAAUGUCAUUCCUAGAUGUAGCCCCAACAUCUUGACUUCAUUUUGAUAUGCUAGUAUAAACAAUCUGGACCUGGAAUCUGGACCACCAUAUGCUUUUUUUCUAGUUUAGUGGUUAUGCCCCAAGAAGAUGCUUUGUUUUUUUGAGUGCCGUAAAUCAAUGCAACACAGGUGGUAUACUGUUGUGUGUGAGUUCAAACCCUUUUCCAAAGUGUUACUAAUGGUAAAGAGACAUUUUCUAGGCUUCUUUUCUGCCGGUUGAAGUCUGACUGCAGAAGGACCCUUGGCAUUGAAAGUGGGGCAAAACGCCGGACCCCAAGCUGCAAGUCAGGUCGUACGUGGACGUCAUGUUAGAGCAGAACCUGUCCAAAGAGGAGAGAGAGAUUCGUCAGCAGCUGGUAGAGAAGGCCAAAGCUGGGGAGCUGAAAGUUGUCAACGGGUCCGCUGCCUCACAAGCUGCCGCAAAACGUAAACGUCGCUGGGACCAGACAGCCGACCAAACCCCCACCAAUACUACACCCAAAAAGGUGUCCAGCUGGGACCAGGCGGAUUCCUCUGCUGAGACUCCGGGACACACCCCAGGACACACCCCUGCACACACACCUUCAAACAGCCGAUGGGAUGAAACCCCUGGUCGCCCUAAAGGCAGUGACACCCCAGGGGCCACUCCCAGUACCCGCAUGUGGGACCCCACUCCCAGUCACACACCCGCUGGCGCCGCCACACCUGGCAGGGACACGCCUGGCCACGCCACACCUGGCCAUGGUGGAGCAACAGGAAGCGUACGCAAGAACCGCUGGGACGAAACCCCAAAGACAGAAAGGGAGACCCCUGGACACGGGAACGGCUGGGCUGAAACGCCACGCACAGACAGAGGAGACGAGUCGGUGGGCGAGACUCCAACCCCCGGGGCCAGUAAGAGGAAGUCUCGGUGGGAUGAAACCCCUGCCAGUCAGAUGGGAUCAACGCCUCUUCUUACCCCGGGAAAAACUCCCAUCGGAACGCCAGCUAUGAACAUGGCGACCCCAACACCAGGUCACCUGAUGAGCAUGACUCCAGAGCAGCUGCAGGCGUGGAGGUGGGAGAGGGAGAUUGAUGAGAGGAACCGGCCUCUCACAGACGAUGAGCUGGAUGCCAUGUUCCCAGAAGGCUACAAGGUCUUGCCUCCACCGGCAGGCUACGUGCCAAUCCGCACUCCGGCCCGUAAACUGUCGGCCACGCCAACUCCCAUUGGAGGCAUGACGGGCUUCCACAUGCAGGUGGAGGAUCGCACCACAAAACAGAUGAAUGACCAGCCCUCAGGAAACCUCCCCUUCCUCAAGCCUGAUGACAUCCAGUAUUUUGACAAACUGCUGGUGGAGGUGGACGAGUCCACGCUGAGCCCCGAGGAGCAGAAAGAGAGGAAGAUCAUGAAGCUGCUGCUGAAGAUUAAAAAUGGAACACCGCCCAUGAGGAAGGCCGCUCUCCGUCAGAUCACAGAUAAAGCUCGUGAGUUUGGAGCAGGCCCCCUGUUCAAUCAGAUCCUGCCACUCCUCAUGUCGCCCACCCUGGAGGACCAGGAGCGCCACCUGCUGGUUAAAGUCAUCGACCGCAUCCUCUACAAACUGGACGACCUGGUUCGACCCUACGUACACAAGAUCCUGGUGGUGAUUGAGCCCCUGCUGAUUGAUGAGGAUUACUACGCCAGAGUGGAAGGCAGAGAAAUCAUCUCCAACUUGGCAAAGGCUGCCGGUCUGGCUACGAUGAUCUCCACAAUGCGACCUGAUAUCGACAACAUGGACGAGUACGUCAGAAACACCACAGCCCGAGCCUUCGCCGUGGUGGCCUCUGCUCUUGGCAUCCCCUCCCUCUUGCCGUUUCUCAAAGCUGUGUGUAAAAGCAAGAAGUCCUGGCAGGCCCGACACACAGGAAUCAAGAUCGUGCAGCAGAUCGCCAUCCUCAUGGGCUGCGCCAUUCUGCCCCACCUUCGCAGCUUGGUGGAGAUCAUCGAACACGGUCUGGUGGACGAGCAGCAGAAGGUGAGGACCAUCAGUGCUCUGGCUAUAGCUGCACUCGCUGAAGCAGCUACACCCUACGGUAUCGAGUCCUUUGACUCGGUCCUCAAGCCGCUCUGGAAGGGUAUCAGACAGCACAGAGGAAAGGGUCUGGCUGCUUUCCUCAAAGCUAUCGGUUAUCUCAUCCCCCUGAUGGACGCAGAGUAUGCAAACUACUACACCAGAGAGGUGAUGCUGAUCCUCAUCAGAGAGUUCCAGUCCCCUGACGAGGAGAUGAAGAAGAUAGUGCUCAAGGUGGUGAAGCAGUGUUGUGGCACUGAUGGUGUGGAAGCCAACUACAUUAAGACGGAGAUCCUGCCUCCCUUCUUCAAACACUUCUGGCAGCACAGGAUGGCUCUGGACAGACGCAACUACAGACAGUUGGUGGACACCACGGUGGAGCUGGCCAACAAAGUGGGAGCCGCAGAGAUCAUUUCUCGCAUCGUCGAUGACCUGAAGGAUGAGGCGGAGCAGUACAGGAAGAUGGUGAUGGAGACCAUCGAGAAAAUCAUGGGCAACCUGGGAGCUGCGGACAUCGAUCACAAGCUGGAGGAGCAGUUGAUCGACGGGAUCCUGUACGCCUUCCAGGAACAGACGACCGAGGACUCUGUGAUGCUUAAUGGUUUCGGCACCGUGGUCAACGCCCUCGGGAAGCGCGUGAAGCCCUACCUGCCUCAGAUCUGCGGUACGGUGCUGUGGCGUCUCAACAACAAGUCGGCCAAAGUCCGUCAGCAGGCCGCGGACCUGAUCUCCCGCACAGCCGUGGUCAUGAAGACCUGCCAGGAGGAAAAGCUGAUGGGUCACUUGGGGGUGGUGCUGUACGAGUACCUGGGAGAGGAGUAUCCUGAGGUGUUGGGAAGCAUCCUGGGAGCGCUGAAGGCCAUCGUGAACGUCAUCGGAAUGCACAAGAUGACUCCACCAAUCAAAGACCUGCUUCCUCGUUUGACUCCCAUCCUGAAGAACAGACACGAGAAGGUGCAGGAGAACUGCAUCGACCUGGUGGGCAGGAUCGCUGACAGGGGUGCGGAGUACGUGUCGGCCAGGGAGUGGAUGAGGAUUUGUUUUGAACUGCUGGAGCUGCUGAAGGCUCACAAAAAGGCCAUCCGCCGGGCGACAGUCAACACGUUCGGUUACAUCGCCAAAGCCAUCGGCCCCCACGAUGUCUUGGCCACUCUGCUCAAUAACCUGAAGGUCCAGGAGCGUCAGAACAGAGUCUGCACGACCGUGGCCAUCGCCAUCGUCGCAGAAACCUGUUCACCGUUCACGGUGCUGCCGGCGCUCAUGAACGAAUACCGCGUGCCUGAGCUCAACGUGCAGAACGGCGUGCUCAAGUCCCUCUCCUUCCUGUUCGAGUACAUCGGAGAGAUGGGCAAAGACUACAUCUACGCCGUCACACCGCUGCUGGAGGACGCACUCAUGGACAGAGACCUGGUCCACAGACAGACGGCGAGCGCGGUGGUGCAGCACAUGUCUCUGGGCGUCUACGGCUUCGGCUGUGAAGACUCCCUCAACCACUUGCUUAACUACGUGUGGCCCAACGUGUUUGAGACGUCGCCUCAUGUGAUCCAGGCUGUUAUGGGGGCGCUGGAGGGGCUGAGGGUCGCCAUCGGACCCUGCCGCAUGCUGCAGUACUGCUUACAGGGUUUGUUCCAUCCGGCCAGGAAGGUGCGAGACGUCUACUGGAAGAUUUACAACUCCAUCUACAUCGGCUCGCAGGACGCCCUCAUCGCUCACUACCCACAAGUCUACAACGACGACAAAAACAUGUACGUCCGCUACGAGCUGGACUACGCCUUGUAA